Messenger RNA from Symbiodinium pilosum, 185 nucleotides. The record is from the annotation of a GenBank genome assembly. NCBI's taxonomy places the organism in Eukaryota, Dinophyceae, Suessiales, Symbiodiniaceae.
GCAAAUGCUAAUUCUGGCUACAAGAAGAAUGUUGGCAACUACCAGACGAAGGCUUGCUUCGAGUACGUACUGAAUGAAGCCUCCUGCGGAAAGUUCUUCGACUUUGGGGUCGUCGACGGGGCCUGCGAUUGCGUGCCCAAAGCGGAAACAGACUGCAACCAGGCGGACGCUGAUAACUACCAUGU